AUGAGAGAAGAGAUCACUGCGCUUGAGCAAAAUCAGACUUGGGAUCUAGUGCCAAAGCCAAGAGAUGUGAAACCCAUAUCAUGCAAAUGGGUGUACAAGAAAAAACGUCAUCCUGAUGGAGCGAUCGAAAGAUACAAGGCUCAGUUGGUGGCUCGAGGUUUCUCUCAGCAGUAUGGACUAGAUUAUGAUAAAACGUUUAGUCCAGUGGCAAAGCUUACGACAAUACGAGUCUUACUUGCACUUGCUGCCAACAAAGACUGGAACUUGUACCAGAUGGAUGUGAAGAAUGCAUUUUUGCAUGGGGAGUUAGAUCGGGAAAUCUACAUGACUCAACCAAUGGGCUUUGAGAACGAAGUCCAUCUCGAGUAUGUGUGCAAGCUGAAAAAGGCACUUUACGGAUUGAAGCAAGCGCCAAAGGCAUGGUACAGUAAGAUUGCAAAAUUUCUCUCUCGAAGUGGUUAUUUAGUGACACAUGCAGAUUCUAGUUUAUUCGUCAAAGCUAAUGGAGGAAAAUUAGCUAUCGUGCUGGUAUACGUGGAUGAUCUAAUCAUCACUGGUGAUGACGAGGAAGAAAUUCACCGAACAAAGGAGAAUUUAUCAGUUCGUUUCCAGAUGAAAGAACUGGGACAACUCAAGCACUUUCUUAGGCUAGAGGUCGAUCGCACACAAGAAAGGAUAUUUCUGUGUCAACAGAAAUAUGCAAAAGAUUUGUUGCAAAAGUUUGGGAUGCUUGAAAGCAAGCCAAUCUCAACGCCGAUGGAGCCCAAUGUCAAAAUGUGUGCAUAUGAAGGCAAAGACUUGGAAGACGCAACGAUGUAUCGACAAUUGGUGGGUAGUCUAAUCUACUUGACAUUGACUCGACCUAACAUUUCAUAUGCAGUUGGUGUGAUGAGUCGAUACAUGCAAAAUCCAAAGAAGUCUCAUUUAGACGCAGUUCGACGAAUACUGAGGUAUGUGAAGAGUAUGAUUGACUAUGGCCUCUUGUACAAGAAAGGAGAAGAUUGCAAGCUAGUUGGUUAUUGCGACGCUGACUAUGCGGGAGAUCAUGAUACUCGUCAAUCAACUACUGGGUACGUAUUUAAGCUUGGUUCAGGAACAAUUUCUUGGUGCAGUAAGAGACAGCCAACGGUAUCUUUGUCAACCACGGAAGCUGAGUACAGAGCAGCAGCAAUGGCAGCUCAAGAGAUCACAUGGCUGACACAGUUGAUGAAUGAUCUACAUCAACUGGUAGAUUAUUCAGUGCCGUUAUACUGCGACAAUCAAUCGGCAGUUCGUUUGGCGGAAAAUCCAGUCUUUUAUGCAAGAACAAAACAUGUGGAGAUACACUACCAUUUUAUCAGAGAGAAGGUUCUGCAAGAAGAGAUUGAGAUGAGACAUAUCAACACGGAUGAUCAAGUUGCAGACUUAUUCACAAAAAGUUUGAGCACAGGAAAAUUCGAGAAUUUUCGACGUCAGCUCAAUGUGGUGCGAAGGAUGUGA
This is a messenger RNA of Prunus armeniaca (apricot), 1479 nucleotides long. The record is from the annotation of a GenBank genome assembly. NCBI's taxonomy places the organism in Eukaryota, Viridiplantae, Streptophyta, Magnoliopsida, Rosales, Rosaceae.